UGACAUCACACAGAAAGGCUUUGAGAAGAAGAGAGCCAAGCUGCUGGCCUCCUGUUUGCCCAAUGCGGAUGUGACCCUGCCAGAUGUGCAGCUUUCUGGGGGCCACAGCGGUGAGCCUACGCCGAGCCCUGAGGCCCCGGGCCCCACCACAUCUUCAGCCUCCAGACAUCAUCGUGCACAUCGGAGUGGAGGGGCCAGAGAUGAGCGCUACAGAUCAGAUAUUCACACAGAAGCUGUGCAGGCAGCGCUAGCUAAACACAAAGAGGAGAAGAUGGCGCUUCCCAUGCCCACCAAGCGACGCUCAGCUUUUGUCCAAUCUCCUGGAGAUGCUUGCACACCCCCAGACACAUCUUCUGCAUCAGAGGAUGAGGGCUCACUGCGAAGGAAGGCCGCCCUCAGCGCGGCACUGGCCCACGGGCUGCAAAGUCCUGAUUACUGGAUCAACCGUUCCGUCCAAAGCUCCUCCACUUCCUCAUCGGCGUCCUCCACCCUCUCCCACGGAGAGCCAAAAAGCCAGUCCCAGCCCCCGCCUCAGCCUGCUGCUUCUCUGCUGGCUGAUGUACUAGCCCUCACGCGCAUCGAGAACAGUGUUCCUCCAGAUGUGACAUCGUCCUCCACUGCCCAGGACAGAGGCUCGAGGAUGGACCUGCCGCCUGCCGUCAGGGGCAUGAGCCGUGGCCAGAGCCGUUCUAGUAUGCUGGAUACUGCUGAUGGAAAGCGAAAAGGUGUGCCUGUCAACAGCAGAGUGUCCACUAAGAUUCAACAGUUACUAAACACGCUCAAGCGCCCUAAAAGACCACCACUCAGUGAAUUCUUCCUCGACGACUCAGAGGAAAUAGUUGAAGUUCCCCAGCCAGACCCCAACACCCCAAAGCCGGAAGGCCGUCAAAUCAUCCCAGUGAAGGGGGAGCCCCUUGGUGUUGUUAGUAACUGGCCUCCUGCCCUGCAAGCAGCCCUUGCCCGCUGGGGGGCCACCCAGGCCAAGAGCCCCGCCCUCACAGCGCUGGACAUCACAGGAAAGCCCCUGUACACUCUCACAUAUGGCAAAUUGUGGAGUCGCAGUCUGAAACUGGCUUACACCCUACUGAAUAAACUGGGCACGAAGACGGAACCUGUGUUAUCACCUGGAGAUCGAGUGGCACUGGUUUACCCAAACAGUGACCCCGGUAUGUUCUGGGUUGCAUUCUAUGGCUGUUUGUUGGCUGAGGUCAUCCCUGUGCCUAUUGAAGUACCACUUUCGAAACAAGAUGCAGGCAGCCAGCAGAUUGGCUUCCUCUUGGGCAGCUGUGGUGUCAGUCUGGCACUGACCAGCGAAGUGUGUCUCAAAGGGCUGCCCAAGACACCAAAUGGAGAGAUCAUCCAGUUCAAAGGAUGGCCAAGAAUGAAAUGGGUUGUGACAGACACCAAGUACCUGACCAAACCUUCCAAAGACUGGCAGCCCCAUAUUCCCACUGCCAACACAGACACGGCUUACAUCGAGUACAAAGCCAGUAAGGAGGGGACCGUGAUGGGAGUGGCUGUGUCCAAGAUCUCCAUGCUGACUCAUUGUCAAGCCCUGACACAGGCUUGCAACUACUGUGAAGGUGAGACUCUGGUCAACGUGCUGGACUGCAAAAAGGACAUGGGCUUGUGGCAUGGUGUCUUAACGAGUGUCAUGAAUAGAAUUCAUACCAUUACUGUGCCGUAUUCCGUCAUGAAAGCCUGUCCCAUGUCCUGGGUGCAGAGGGUGCACAUUCACAAAGCUCGCGUGGCCUUAGUGAAGUGCCGUGACCUUCACUGGGCAAUGAUGGCCCACAAAGAUCAGAGGGACACCAACCUGUCCACCAUACGAAUGCUGAUCGUAGCUGAUGGAGCAAACCCCUGGUCUGUGUCGUCAUGCGAUGCCUUCCUGAAUGUGUUCCAGUCUCACGGUCUAAAGCCAGAGGUGAUCUGUCCAUGUGCCACCUCGCCCGAGGCCUUGACGGUGGCCAUUCGCAGACCUGGGGCACGAGGAGCUCCUCUGCCAGCCAGGGCCAUCCUCUCCAUGGGCGGACUGAGCCACGGUGUGAUCAGAGUGAACACGGAGGACAAGAAUUCGGCUCUCACUGUGCAAGACGUCGGCCACAUUAUGCCUGGAGCUCUGAUGUGCAUCGUGAAACCAGAUGGCUCUCCUCAGAUGUGCAAAACUGACGAAAUAGGAGAGAUUGUGAUCAGCUCCCGAGCGGGGGGCACCAUGUACUACGGUCUUCCUGGGGUCACCAAGAACACUUUUGAGGUGAUCCCUGUCAACCAGUCUGGAGCGCCUCUAGGGGAAGUUCCCUUUACCCGAACUGGUUUGCUUGGAUUUGUUGGCCCAGGCAGUCUGGUAUUCGUUGUGGGCAAGAUUGAGGGGUUGCUGAUGGUGAGUCGGCGACGCCACAACGCCGACGACUUGGUGGCCACCGCUCUCGCCGUGGAGCCUGUCAAAACAGUUUACAGGGGGAGGAUCGCUGUGUUUUCAGUGACUGUUUUUUACGAUGAGAGGAUCGUGAUCGUGGCAGAGCAACGGCCUGAUGCCAGUGAGGAGGACAGCUUCCAGUGGAUGAGUCGAGUCCUACAGGCCAUCGACAGUAUCCACCAGGUGGGUUUAUACUGCCUCGCACUGGUGCCUGCCAAUACCCUUCCAAAGACGCCCCUCGGCGGCAUCCACAUCUGCGAAACCAAGCAGAACUUCCUGGAGGGAAACCUGCACCCUUGCAACAUCCUCAUGUGCCCGCACACCUGCGUCACCAACAUGCCCAAACCACGGCAGAAACAGCCUGUGGAUGUUGGUCCAGCAUCGAUGCUGGUGGGCAACCUAGUGGCAGGGAAACGUAUUGCCCAGGCAAUUGGCAGAGAACUGGGUGUGGUGGAGGACCAGGAUCUGAUUCGAAAGCACCAGUUCUUAUCUGACGCACUGCAGUCGAGAGCCCAGACCGACCCGGACCAUAUUCUCUAUGUGCUGCUAAAUGCAAAGGGGGUGGCAGUGUGCACGGCCACCUGUGCUCAGCUUCACAAGAGGGCGGAGAAAAUCACAGCCACCCUUAUCGAGCGAGGAGGUCUCAACACCGGCGACAACGUGGUGCUGCUUUAUCCCCCAGGCAUUGACCUGAUAGCUGCCUUCUAUGGCUGCCUCUAUGCCGGCGUCAUCCCUGUGACUGUGAGGCCGCCCCACCCACAGAAUCUGGCUGCCACUCUCCCCACUGUCCGCAUGACCAUUGACGUGAGCAAAGCAGCCUGCAUCCUGACCACUCAGCCACUCAUGAGGAUCCUCAGGUCCCGGGAAGCUGCCGCCAGCGUGAAUGUCAAAACAUGGCCCGCCAUCAUCGACACAGAUGAUCUACCCAGAAAGCGGCCACCGCAGAUCUAUAAGCCCCCAACAGCCGAGAUGUUGGCUUACCUGGACUUCAGUGUGUCUACCACAGGCAUGUUAACUGGAGUAAAGAUGUCUCAUGCUGCAGUCAGCACUCUGUGUCGUUCCAUCAAGCUGCAGUGUGAACUCUACUCCUCACGCCAAAUAGCCAUCUGCCUGGACCCAUACUGCGGCCUAGGCUUUGUCCUGUGGUGCCUCUCCAGUGUUUACUCAGGUCACCAGUCAAUCCUCAUCCCUCCCUUGGAGCUGGAGAGCUCACUUCCUCUGUGGCUGAGCACACUCAGUCAGUACAAGAUUCGAGACACCUUCUGCUCCUACUCAGUCAUGGAGCUCUGCACCAAAGGCCUUGGGACCCAGACGGAGCUGCUGAAGGCACGUGGUGUGAAUUUGUCAUGCGUGCGCAGCUGCGUGGUGAUAGCUGAGGAGCGGCCCCGACUUGCUCUCACGCAGUCCUUCUCCAAGCUCUUCAAAGAUGUCGGCCUAUCAUCACGAGCCGUCAGUACCGCUUUCGGCUCCAGGGUCAACCUGGCUGUCUGUAUGCAGGGCACGGCUGGACCAGACCCCUCCACCGUCUACGUUGACAUGAAGUCGUUACGUCAUGACAGGGUGAGGCUGGUGGAACGGGGGGCGCCACAGAGUCUUCCGCUCAUGGAGUCGGGCACUAUUUUACCAGGGGUGCGAGUCAUCAUCGUCAACCCAGAGACCCGAGGACCGCUGGGAGACUCCCACCUCGGCGAGAUCUGGGUGAACAGUCCCCACAGUGCGAGUGGCUACUACACCAUCUACGGCGAGGAGAGUCUGCAGGCGGACCACUUCAACACUAGACUCAGCUUUGGGGAUCCCAACACGCUGUGGGCCAAAACGGGCUACUUGGGCUUCAUCAAGAGAACCGAGCUCCUGGAUGCUAGCGGAGAUCGCCAUGACGCUUUAUUUGUAGUGGGAUCACUGGAUGAGACCCUGGAACUAAGGGGCUUACGUUACCACCCCAUUGACAUUGAGACGUCCGUGUCUCGAGCUCAUCGCAGCAUCGCAGAGAGUGCCGUGUUCACGUGGACCAACCUCCUGGUGGUGGUGGCCGAGCUGAGCGGCUCCGAGCAGGAGGCUUUGGACCUGGUUCCCCUCGUCACCAACGUGGUUCUAGAGGAGCACCACCUCAUCGUGGGCGUCGUGGUCAUCGUGGACCCGGGCGUGAUCCCCAUCAACUCUCGAGGGGAGAAGCAGCGGAUGCACCUGCGCGACUCCUUCCUGGCCGACCAGCUUGACCCCAUCUAUGUGGCCUAUAACAUGUGAUCUGGGGGCGGGGAAGAACGUUACGAGCAAUCAAAGCGGGCUUCCUUCGUUUCGUCAUUGCUCAUCUUUUUUAAUGCCUUGCAUUCUCCCAUUCAUUCAUUGCUUUCCAUGUCAACAAUCCAUCCAGACUUUUAUUUUAUAUUUUUUAUUGUUAUUGUCCCCCCUCGCCCUCAUAAAGGGCACUCACCUCUCAAUAGCAGUGAGGCGCACCGACUGGAGCUACCGAGAAGAGGUGGAACUUUCCUCCUCCCCCUCGCACUUUAAGUCCUCGCACCUCGGAGUCCACUUCUGUCCGGCCUGGCUCAAAGGGAACACGCUCUCCCUUCCAUAUUUGCUGCCGUCCCAGGGGCAAACCUCCGCUUCAGUAUUAACAGAUGCCGCCAACAGGGGGUGUCCUGGUAUGUGCACGAUGGGAGCGCAUGUUCCAAAAAAACGUCCUGAAAAUGCACUUGAAUGGCAGUCAGGAGAGUUAAGAUGAGGGCUAAUUGCUUUGUGACCAUUUAGCUGCUCUUUUUCAUGUCCUAUCACGACAAAAAAAUAGAAAAAAGAAUCGUCUUCUGCCGCAGCCCGCCGACAGCGGCCCACACAACAUUGAAUUAAUAAUUGAACAGGGUUUUCAUUUGACAGCACAAAUUGGGGAGUGGGGGGAGGGGGAGAUUCCUGCACAAUUCUUGCACAAAGGAGCCUUUAGUAGGGCAGCCCGCUGCAUGUUAAGGCCGCACCCACACGGAUAUUGACAAAAUUAGAUGCCAUUAAAGUUUUUUUGCACUUCCACCCAAUUCAAAGCAAUGUCCAGGUGUCUAAAUAACAUUCCAGUGAAAUGCUUUCGUCAAAAUAUCCCAGUCUUCAAGAAUUAGGUCACACUAUACCCACCUUCAUUUUUUUUUUCCCCCCUCGCUGAAAUUAACCUGUUUUCAAGGUCCUGUCUCGUGGAAGUGAGCCACAGCUGCCGCUCCCCUCUUUAUUGCUGGGUCAAUCGAUUCGCAUCUUUGUGACCACAAUGACCAGGGGCGGCGCUUAUGCACUGUGACAAGAUGAGCGGCUUUUUGUUUUCAAAGAGAAAAGCGAGCCUUCAUGAAGAAGUAAAAGCGUCAUUUGUGUUUUCACCGGUGGAGGUAGCCCUUCAUCACCAAGCUGUCAAAUUACAUUUGUCAAUUAGUAUAGUAGAUCUGUGCAUAUGGUGCAUGCAGCGGACAAAUGUACAAACACAAAUGUACCCCUCCUCUGUGUCAGCCACUUAGCUGAAAUUUUGAGUAAGUGCCAGUUAGCCAGUUAACGUGAACUAAUGCUCAUCUGCAGCACUGCUUACCUUUUGGCUUGACACGGUAGUGCUUCUGUGUAGUUAGUCCAUCAGUGGCUCAAAACUGGUGGAUCUUCAGAGAGCCUAGCUCCCCAGUCAUGGGAGGAGAGACUCAUUGUGGGAACGGAAUUAUGCAAAUUAGCUGCACUGAUAGGUCACAACCCCUCGAAGUUUAAAAGGGCUUGCUCACCGACACAUUUUGGAAAACAGGCAGCUAACAAAAGAUUUACUUGGUUGUUUAAUUUCAGACUUGAUAGGUGCGUGGUGGUUAUAUAUUGUCAAAAAUCCUGGGGCAAGGAAAAUGUACUUUUUGUUUGUUUGUUUUUUAAUAUCCAUGUAUGUGUGGACCUUAAUGGCUCACGCUUGGCGUGGCGCACUCUCGAGCGCGGCUUCUCAACUGGUCUCCUGUUGAUGUCUAAUCUGAGCACAUUUAUAUUUCAGUUGAAAUAGCCUUGAAAUAUCUGACAUGACAUCCUUCAUAACAAAAAAAAAAAUACAGGAUGUCUAGAAGCAUGGGAAAGGCACGUUCCACACCAUUUAUUGAGGACAGUCAAAUUGCACUAAUCAAGGAGAAACACGGCAAUUGCAUGAAUUAAAAGUUACUACCGCAAAAAAAAAAAAAAAAGACCCACACAUGACUGUACUGCACAUCAAAUGACUUUUAAUACUUGGUGUCCUUAAAAAAA
Molecule: messenger RNA, 6646 nt
Organism: Hippocampus comes (tiger tail seahorse)
Lineage: Eukaryota; Metazoa; Chordata; Actinopteri; Syngnathiformes; Syngnathidae
Product: disco-interacting protein 2 homolog B-A
Exons: 38
Coding region: 272-4660 (1462 amino acids)
Source: RefSeq, a predicted model, not a curated record